AUGUUCUCACGAAGAAGGAAAUCCAGACAUUAUCGUCGUUGCGAAGUUUGUCCUAACUGGGUCGCUGGCACCGAGAUAUUCCAACAGCUCGUUCAACAGAAUACUGAUCAGGCCACACAACUUGGAAAUCUACAGGCUCGCAACGCUACGCUGGAAAAAGAACUCAGCAAUGCGAAUAAUCAAGUUGACGCUCUCAUCCUACGUCUUGCCAACACUGAAAAAGCGGCCACAAAGAGCCAACAUGAACAUGAGCGGCUUGCACAUGGUGAACAAUGCAAAGAGGCGGAAAAGGCGAUAGCUGAUCUACAGACCGAAAAUGAGAAAUUCAGGCUAAAAUUGAAUGCCGAAAUGGGAAAGACACUUGAAGUUGACACCAAACUGGAGACAAGGAUCACUGACCUUAUAAACAAGAAUAAAUGGCUGGAGCGUCGAUGUGAGCACCUUGAGACUGUGAUUGCUUGGUUGAAGCAGGUCCUUGAAGGAGACAAGGCUCUAUUGAUGAGUCAAUGUGAGGCCCUUGAAGCUAUAAUCGGUCAGCCAAAAGAUCAAAAUGAGGUCCAUAAAGAAGACAGUGCUCGGUCGAGAGGUCAAAACAGAGCCCUUGAAGGCGUCAAGGCCGAGCUGAAGGCUAGAAUCAGUGAACUUGAAAAGGUACUGAACGAAUCUGGUGAGGAGCCCUUAAUGGCGCAACAGGAACGCAACAGGCUUCAAGAGACUGCUCGUAACGGCGGGACAACCGAGCCUGCAAUUCCUUUUCGGAAUAUAACACCUCCCACAACACCGCCAAAAACAACUAAGCCCACCAUGCCGGGAGAUUUUCCGUUGGAUGACAACCCACAACCGGAUGAGCAGGUCAUACCUCAGGAGUCCGCCAAGAAAGAUGUCAGAAGAUCAUCGCCGACUCCACAAAUGGAGACUGCGAGCCAAAGUUACACACCGAGCCGUCGAAACUAUUUCUCGCGAUUCUCGUAG
Cladophialophora bantiana CBS 173.52 is the source of this 972-nucleotide messenger RNA. RefSeq lists its product as uncharacterized. NCBI's taxonomy places the organism in Eukaryota, Fungi, Ascomycota, Eurotiomycetes, Chaetothyriales, Herpotrichiellaceae. Bases 1 to 972 code for a protein of 323 amino acids. The transcript is spliced from 2 exons. The record is from RefSeq and is a predicted model, not a curated record.